UGUGGUGGUCCCAGCAGAGCCAGCCUGAGCAUUGGGAGAUUCAUCCACAGGGGAGUACAGCCUUCAAACACUGGCAAACAUGAUGAUGAUGAAAGUAGAAGAGCUGGUGACUGGGAAGAAAACUGACGAUAAAGAUACCGGCAGCUUCCUCCCAGAGGACUUCAAAACUGGAGAGUAUGAAGCUGCUGUAAAAUUAGAGAAGCAAGAUGACCUAAAGACAGCCUCUGAUCACCUACUAACCCAAGUAGACAUGGCUCCCGGGAAGCAGAAGCAUGAGGCAGAGUUGAAGAUGAAAAAACUACAGGAGAAAUCAAAACUCGAAAGCUUGGAGGACCUUGAAAAAAUUAUUCAGCUGAAGAAGAAGAAGAAAUGCAGGAAAGUGAAAGCUCCCCUUUUAAAGGAACCCGAACCAGAAGUUAUUACAGGGCCAGUGGACAUAGCCAUGUUCUUCAGAGCUGCACUGGAGAAUAAGUUGCCAGUCAUUGAAAAAUAUUUGUCAGACAAAGGAGAUCCCAAUGUCUGUGAUGAGUACAAGCGUACUGCAUUGCACAGGGCAUGCUCUGAAGGACAUCUAGAGGUGGUCAAGAAGUUGGUGGAAGCUGGAGCCCUGCUUGAACUGAAAGAUAUGCUUGAAUCUACUGCCUUGCACUGGGCAUGCCGGGGAGGAAGCCUGGAUAUUGUGAAAUUCUUACUGGACAAAGGAAUAAACAGAAACGCAAGAGACAAGCUACGCAGCACCCCACUGCACGUAGCUGUGAGAACAGGGCAGUACGACUGUGCCGAGCACCUCAUUGCUUGCGAAGCAGACCUCAACGCCAGAGACAGAGAAGGUGACACACCAAUGCAUGACGCUGUCAGGCUGAACCGCUACAAAAUGGUCCGGCUUUUGAUUCUCUACGGGGCAGAUCUUACCAUUAAGAAUGGCGAUGGAAAAACCCCUAUGGACCUCGUUCUUCAGUGGCAGAAUGGCACCAAAGAGCUGUUCAACAAUCUGAAGAACAACUCCUAUAAGAGCACCCAACUAAACAAGUUUUGAAGAGACAAAAGCCAGACUGCUCUCUUUUUGCUGCUUUUAAAUGCUUCGCAUGAUCCUGGAGGAAAAUAGCCCUGAACAUACUAUAUUUAUUGAAGAUAUUUAUUGUACUAAAUUAUUUGAAUUGCCUUCACUGAAAAUGACAAUUCAGGCAGAUUGAGAAUUAAGUUUCCACUGGUUUUAAAAUAGCUUUAUUUAUUCCUAUUUAUUUCAAGGGUAAUUUUUAAUGGUUCUCAGUAUUAAUUUUUUUAUAGUUUUAAAUUGCAAUGCAAUCUUUAUCAGCAACAUGAGCCAUUUUAUCUUGAUGGCACUAUUACCAACCUUAGCAACUUCCAUCAAGCCUUCCCACAGUUCUCAGUAGCUAAUAUUUGCAAUUGCUGCCAUGCCUCUGCAAAAUUCUCACUUUCAGAAAACUGUAUUACGUGAGUGGUGAUAUGUGGAAGAGAAAAGGAGUAAUGGAAGAAGGUCUGCUGAGACCCCAAGUGGAUUUAAAGGAAUAGCUAAGUAAUGGGGUUUAAACGUGCUAUAGUGAUAGUGGCUGAUAAAGAGCUCACGGACAGAGCUCCAUCAUGUAGCCAUAUGGACUGCAGGAUUCAGAUGCAACGUGAUGAAGGUGAGAGGAGACGGUAUUGGAAAUGUGGAUUUCUUAAAGCUGGACUACUACAAAGUCCGAUGAUCGAAGAAUGUAAAAAACAGAUGAUGUAUAUUUGUAAAUUUGUACUGCUUUUUCUGUACAUUUUGUACUGACUUAUCUCAGAUUAAAUAAACAGCGUGGUUCUUUGUA
This is a messenger RNA of Lagopus leucura (white-tailed ptarmigan), 1817 nucleotides long. It is a transcript of the gene ANKRD1, whose product is annotated as ankyrin repeat domain 1. The record is from RefSeq and is a predicted model, not a curated record. Lineage: Eukaryota; Metazoa; Chordata; Aves; Galliformes; Phasianidae. Gene Ontology annotation, biological process: regulation of transcription by RNA polymerase II. Gene Ontology annotation, cellular component: nucleus. The coding region runs from base 80 to 1036 and encodes 318 amino acids. Gene Ontology annotation, molecular function: RNA polymerase II-specific DNA-binding transcription factor binding. The transcript is spliced from 9 exons.